AUGUCGAACGUUCUCCGAACGAAUUGCGCGAUCAUUGGAGAUUCCUGCGUCGGGAAAACGUCGGUGAUCAAUCCUGAAAACUCGGGCAAGAACUAUGAAAUGACUCUCGGUUGCAAAAUUUCGGUAAAAUCAGUGCGGAUACCAGACACGAAAUACAAAGUCGAUAUUUUCGUUCACGACUGCUCUGGCAAACAGCUCUACUGCGACAUUCUCGAUCGUUUGUGGAGUGACGUCACCCUGAUCAUCGUGGCUUACGACGUGACAUCGGAAGCGAGUUUCCGAUCUGUCAAGGAUUGGCACACAAGAUGCACAAAGGCUACUCAGGAGCAUCCCACAUUCGGUGUACUGCUAGCAUGUAAAACAGAUUUGUCCAAUCGCCGAACGGUCACGCUCGCGCAAGGAGAGUCCUUGGCCAAAGAGCUGGGUUUGCAGUAUUUCGAGUGCUCUGCUCGAGAUGGUAGCAACCUGGACGCAAGCUUUUUCUAUCUGGCGCACGAAUGGUACAAGCUCUACAUGGAGAAGGUGGAGUCAUUCAGCAACGCCCAGCUCUAAGAUUCGAAUAAAGCAAG
Molecule: messenger RNA, 569 nt
Organism: Galendromus occidentalis (western predatory mite)
Lineage: Eukaryota; Metazoa; Arthropoda; Arachnida; Mesostigmata; Phytoseiidae
Product: intraflagellar transport protein 27 homolog
Exons: 6
Coding region: 1-552 (183 amino acids)
Molecular function (GO): GTPase activity; GTP binding
Source: RefSeq, a predicted model, not a curated record